Messenger RNA from Cucurbitaria berberidis CBS 394.84, 3200 nucleotides. RefSeq names its product Piwi-domain-containing protein. The record is from RefSeq and is a predicted model, not a curated record. The coding region runs from base 53 to 2935 and encodes 960 amino acids. Gene Ontology annotation, molecular function: RNA binding; protein binding. The transcript has 7 exons. NCBI's taxonomy places the organism in Eukaryota, Fungi, Ascomycota, Dothideomycetes, Pleosporales, Cucurbitariaceae.
CCUCGGCACGUCUCAGUCAACCAGGGUCGCUGUCGAUGACAGUCCCCUCGACAUGGCAAACCCUGAACCCGUACCCAAGAGCAACCCCAUACCCGGCAAUCGCAUCGACUCUCAAUCGCUCGACAAGGCUCUUUCAGGCCCCCGCAUUCCAGGUUUACAAGCGGAGUUCCCCCUUCGCAAAGCGUUCUACAACUCAAACACGACGGUCUACACCAACCAUUUCGCCAUCAAGCUCGAUCCUAAUAUGCCGUUGUAUGAGUAUGAGAUCAAGGGGCUGCCAGGAAAGCUCGGCAAGAAGACUGCUAAAAUCCUGGUACGAGAAAUGAUCAACAAACUUGACUUCCUGAGGAAUCACCAGGACGAGUUCGCAACAGAUCAUUGUAAGACCCUUGUUUCGUGGGUCAAUUUACCCGACACGACUUUGGCACCUGUAUCUGUAUCUUCGGAGGAGGGCAAGGAACUUGUCAUCCUGCAGCUUCAGAGGAAGGGUGAAGUGAACACGGCUCUUCUCAAACAGUAUGCUGAGGGCAAGGCCCAGCCGAAUAAGGCCGUCAACGAUAAGAUCUUAUCGGUCAAUGAAGCCUUGAAUAUGGUCAUCUCCAAGGCUCUCAGUCGAGACUCCUUUUCUCUGAAAGCUAACAAGUUCUUCGUUACGGGAGGUCAUACUCGUCUUGGCGACUCUCUCUGUACGAUGCGAGGAUACUUUUACUCGAUUAAACCGGGUAUGGGCCAGAUUCUGCUCAAUCUUAACGCAUGCACAAGCGCCUUCUAUCAACCUGUGCUCGUCAGUAAGUUUCUACUUGACAACAACACAAUCAGGGACCAAGAGGAGCGCUUAUCAGUGUUGCGAGGCCUGAGGGUGCAUUUAACAUACGAUCCCAAGCACAGUGGCGUGGAAGCAAGAUCCCGAGCUGCCACAAUUGAGGCCUACAUGAAGACGAUCGAAGAGACCGGGCUCCCGUGUCUCCGACAGACAUUCAAUCAUAAGGGCCGAGACGGCAAGCCGGAUGAGAAGCCGACCGUUCAGCAGUACUUUCAGAAAACCUACAAAAAGACGCUACAGUAUCCUCAGCUACCGGCUAUCAAUUGCGGCACGAAGCUAAAACCUCUCUGGUAUCCUGCAGAGGUCCUCCAGAUCCUCCCAUAUCAGAUCUACAAGCGCAAAGUACCCGACGGUUUGACCAAGGAUAUGCUUGAUAUUGCUUGCCACCCCCCGAAAGACACCCGAGCACUCAUCGAGCACGAGGGUCUACGGAAAUUGGGUCUCAGCUCUUCGCCCGGUUUCGCCCGGUUUUCUGCCUGUCCUCCUAUCAUGAUCGAUUCGCGCAUGCUUCAAAUCCCUGCAGCUAUCUUGCCAUACCCGACACCAAACUAUGGCAACGGAAUUGUGAAUUGGAGUAACCCGAGAGACGCAAGGGAUUCAAAAUGGAACCUGAUGGGCCGCAAGUUCUUACAAGCUAGCGCUCAAACGCCAUUCAAAGUCUUCAUGGUCGUUGUCCCUCGCGAUGGUGGCAGGUCCAAGCUGCAGAGCCAGCCUGCCGUCUUGCAACAGGUUUGGAAGGGUUUUUCCACAGCCGCGCAGCACACCUAUGCCACUGGAAAGUUCACAUAUGUCGGAGACACUACAUGCCCCCCAUUUGCCCAGCCUCAGAUUGCUCAAAAGGUCAUGGCCAUGGCGAAAGACAAAGGCGCCAACCUCGUUCUCCUGCUUUUGGAGGCCAAGAGCACAACGGCGUACUCGAUUUUCAAGGACCUGGCAGAUCGCACCUAUGAUAUGCACUCUCUUUGCGCCGUCUACAAAGAGGAUAGAACAGGGAGACCAUUUGGUGACCAAUACUGGGGGAACGUGAUGAUGAAGAUCAAUCUCAAGGCUGGCGGUGUCAAUCACACUGUUACGAAGGUCGCGGAAAUAAUGAAGGACACUCUAGUCCUCGGAGCUGAUGUCACCCACCCCGGUCCAGGCUCGCUUCAAGGAACGCCAUCGAUCGCAGCCAUAGUUGGUUCUGUCGAUCAACUUGGAGGGAAGUUCCUUGGAUCAAUGCGCCUUCAACCAAGAGACACAGCAUGCGAGGAUAUCAAAGACGUCGAAGACAUGGUACUUGAGCGCAUCAAGGCUUGGGUCUCCGUCAACAAGACCCUGCCCAAGAACAUCCUCUACUACCGAGAUGGCGUGAGCUCUUCGCAAUACUCUCAGGUCAGGGAGAAUGAACUCCCUCAGAUUCGCAAAGCGUUCGCAGCAGCCGCAAAACAGGCCAACAUGAUGAUAGUCCCGAAGUUCAAGCUCACGGCUAUCGUGGUCGCGAAGCGCCAUCAUGUACGCUUCCUCCCUCCAUCGAAUGACGCAAAGGAUGCCAUGUCGAAGAACGGCAAUUGCAAGCCGGGCACUCUCGUUGACACCGUUGUCACCUCGCCAUAUUUCCAGGAUUUCUACCUCCAAUCGCAUGACGGACUCAAAGGCACAGCGAAGCCGGCUCAUUACUUUGUCCUGGAGAAUGAGAUGGGCAAAACGGAGAAGGAAUUGCAAGAAUUCACUCACCAACUCUGUUACACGUAUGUUCGCGCAACUAUGGGCGUCUCUUAUGCUCCUCCCGCGUACUACGCAGAUCGUCUCUGUGAGCGCGGCCGAUGCUAUCUCCGCCCCUUCCUUGCCCCUUCACAGGACUUCGCCAACAGGCACAAGAAAAUGCGGUUCAAUGUAGAACAGGAGAUCAAAGCCGAGCGCGAGACUAAGUUCAGGGGCGAACGAACAACCGACAGCAUGGGCAUGGUAGUCAAGUCUGCAGAAGAGAAGAAGCAAGAGGAGACAGACCGUGAUAGAGCAGAGAUGGUAGUCAAGAGAAACACAUUUGAGAGCGCGAAAGCGACGUUCUACGGAUCGGACAUAGUGCGUAAUCCUUGGAAGGAUGCGAUCGGAAAGACUAUGUUUUGGAUGUAGAUAUACCACGUCAAAGAGAUUAGGAAGGGGUUUGUGCGACUGGGAUGAGAAUUAAGUACGUAGUGGGUUCUGCGCAGGACUUGUUGUUCGUCGUAUUGUUCCUUUCCGGUAUGCGCGGUUUUUCACAGCUGGUAAUCGUCAUUAUUGACAUCAACAUGUUCUCGUCUCACGCUUCUUACAUCGUUUUUAUCAAUGUUGCUUCCACAUCUCACGUCUUCUUGAGCCUCAAGCAAAAUUCAAUUCCGUCACUCAGGCCGCUGUUGCC